This is a messenger RNA of Mus caroli (Ryukyu mouse), 1754 nucleotides long. It is a transcript of the gene Gpr171, whose product is annotated as G protein-coupled receptor 171. The record is from RefSeq and is a predicted model, not a curated record. Gene Ontology annotation, biological process: G protein-coupled receptor signaling pathway. Gene Ontology annotation, cellular component: membrane. Lineage: Eukaryota; Metazoa; Chordata; Mammalia; Rodentia; Muridae. Gene Ontology annotation, molecular function: G protein-coupled purinergic nucleotide receptor activity.
CUUAGUUCAGCAGGCGACCCUGCAAAAUGGAACUGCUGUCACUGUGGGUAACUAAAUAGCUCCUGAUUCUCUGAAGACCUGGACCUGGGCCUACUCGGGCCAGAGAAGACAGCCAGGACCCAGGCCUGCUCAGGCCAGAGAAGACACAGCCAAGUACAACCUGGACCCAGGCCUGCUUAGGCCAGAGAAGACAGCCAGGACCCAGGCCUUCUCAGGCCAGAGAAGACACAGCCAGAGCCUUGAGGGUUUUUUGUUUUGUUUUGUUUUGGGUUUUUUUUGUUGUUGUUUUUUUAAUUAUUGAACUUGACCUUCUCCCUGAAGAUGACAAACAGUUCAACGUUCUGUCCGGUUUACAGAGAUCUGGAACCAUUUACCUAUUUUUUUUAUUUAGUUUUCCUCAUUGGAAUUAUUGGAAGUUGUUUUGCCACGUGGGCUUUUAUACAGAAAACCACAAAUCACAGAUGUGUCAGCAUAUACUUAAUUAAUUUGCUUACAGCUGAUUUCCUGCUCACCCUGGCAUUACCAGUAAAAAUCGUUGUUGACUUGGGUGUGGCACCCUGGAAGCUAAGGAUAUUCCACUGCCAAGUGACAGCCUGCCUCAUCUACAUCAAUAUGUACUUAUCUAUUAUCUUCUUAGCCUUUGUCAGCAUUGAUCGCUGUCUUCAGUUAAUACACAGCUGCAAGAUAUACCGAAUACAAGAACCUGGGUUUGCCAAAAUGAUAUCAACUGUCGUGUGGCUCAUGGUUCUGCUGAUCAUGGUGCCGAACAUGGUGAUUCCCAUCAAGGACAUCAAAGAAAAGUCAAAUGUAGGUUGCAUGGAGUUUAAAAAGGAGUUUGGAAGAAACUGGCAUUUGCUAACAAACUUCAUCUGUGUGGCAAUAUUUUUAAAUUUCUCAGUCAUCAUUUUGAUAUCCAACUUCCUUGUAAUCAGACAACUCUAUAGAAAUAGAGACAACACAAACUAUCCGAGUGUGAAAUCGGCUCUGCUCCACAUUCUCUUGGUGACAGCUAGUUACAUCAUAUGCUUUGUUCCCUACCACGCCGUUAGGAUCCCAUACACCCUCAGCCAGACAGAGGUCAUAUCUGAUUGCUCAACUAGGAUCGCACUCUUCAAAGCCAAAGAGGCCACACUGCUGCUGGCGGUGUCUAAUUUGUGUUUUGAUCCAAUCCUGUACUAUCAUCUGUCAAAAGCAUUUCGACUAAAGGUCACCGAGACUUUCGCCUCACCUAAAAAGACCAAGCCUCUGGAAGAAAGAUUGAGAAGUGAGAAUGAUGUGUAAAAUGCAGGCUUUGCACGUUAGUCCUUCUUCCCAACUAGACCAUAAAGCUGGUCUCAUUUUUCAAAAAUAAAAGAAGAUGCUGAGGUAGAAGAAGAUGCUUGGGAAGAGGAGCCGCCAAUAGCUAGCAAACAGGGACUGGCUCAUGCAGGAAGUCCUUUCCUCAAUCCAAGCCAACCGUGCACUCUCAUAGUUCCUGACAUUCUUUACCUAACGAAGCACAUUGAACCAAGGUCAACUGGAAUGAUCAAAGUGAGGACAGCCAUGGCAAAGACUCAGAAAUUCACUUCAAUUUCUGGAACAUUUACUUUCUGGAUGAAAAUAUAUCAAAUAAUCUAUAUCUAAGUUGACAGGAAGUCCUUCAGCGAUACCUUAAAGGUCUUCCACGACCUAGAAAAAUAAAAGCAUCAAAAUACCUGCAUCAUUUUUAUUUAUAGCUAUUGCCUUGAAAGGUAUUAAAUGUUCUCUAUUCAACA